AUGUCUAAUGCAAGCCAAUCUGGAUCAUGGUCGGCGUUUCUCAAGUCUAUCACGUCUUUUAAUGGGGACUUAUCGACAUUAACCGCACCUCCGUUUAUUUUAUCACCUACGUCAUUGUCAGAAUAUUCAAAAUAUUGGGCAGAAUAUCCACAAUUGUUGAUUGAACCUAGCUUGAUUACACUGUCCGAAGGUGCCGACAAUUCAGAGAGGGAUGCGAUGGCAGCAAAAAGAAUGAUUGCCGUAACUAAAUGGUUUAUAUCAACAUUGAGGUCUCAAUAUUGUUCUAGAAGUGAAAGUAUGGGAACUGAGAAGAAGCCUUUGAAUCCGUUUUUAGGAGAGGUAUUUGUAGGCAAGUGGGAUGAUCCUUCAAGUGAUGGAAAGGUGGGAGAAACUGUGUUAUUGUCGGAACAGGUUAGCCAUCAUCCUCCUGUUACAGCUUAUGCUAUAUACAAUGAGAAGAAUGAUACAGUAUUGCAAGGCUAUAAUCGAAUUAAAGCAACUAUGUCAACGGCUUUCAUCAAUGUUAAGCAGUAUGGACAUGCCAUAUUAGAAUACAAAGGCUUGAAUGAAUCAUACUUGAUAACAUUGCCUCCUCUUCACAUCGAAGGACUAAUAACUGCAUCACCAUUUGUCGAAUUAGAGGGUACAUCUUAUAUCCAAUCGUCAAGUGGAUACAUUGCAGUGGUUGAUUUCUCUGGGAGAGGAUACUUUUCGGGAAAGAAGAAUUCUUUCAAGGCUAGGAUUUAUAAAAGUAAGUUAGACUCUGCUCACAAAGAAAAUGCCAUCGCUAGUAUCAGUGGUCAGUGGUCCAAAAGUUCUUAUAUAGCUCCAGGCUCUAAAUCACCUAGUUCUAAGGAAGAUGAGCUAUUCUAUGAUGCUUCAGCACAGCAUUGUGAGUUGCAAGUUAAACCAAUUGAGAAGCAACACCCUAUUGAAUCUAGGAGAGCGUGGCAAAAGGUCGCAGAAGCUAUUAAAAAGGUUGACUACAACUUGAUUGCGCAGGAAAAGUCGCUUAUCGAAAACGAGCAGCGUGAACUUAGAAAGAAAGAGGAUGAUGCCGGUAUCAAGUGGGAAAAUCGCUGGUUCGACGAAGUGGAUUACCUGCUGUCUGACAUUCACGACCCUUUUAUAAACCUUACCAACUUGGCAAGUUUGUCUAUUCACAAUGCUCCCUCUGGCUCUGUCAAGAAGUCAAAAUAUGACUCUGGUGAUGCCAACCACUGGAGGGUCAACUUUGAUAAAUGGAAGGCUGAAAGUGAAAUAACAAUUUGA
Messenger RNA from Priceomyces carsonii, 1272 nucleotides. Its product is annotated as oxysterol-binding protein. Bases 1 to 1272 code for a protein of 423 amino acids. Gene Ontology annotation, molecular function: oxysterol binding. Gene Ontology annotation, cellular component: membrane; cytosol; intracellular membrane-bounded organelle. The record is from RefSeq and is a predicted model, not a curated record. The transcript has a single exon. Lineage: Eukaryota; Fungi; Ascomycota; Pichiomycetes; Serinales; Debaryomycetaceae.